UUGAUAUUUCUGGGAUUUUUAACGAUAUGCGCGGAAACUGAAGGUGAGUUAGCCCAACUCUUUUUGUGUUUUGCGAGAGGGAGGAAAUUUGAAUUUCCGUUUGCUUUUUGAUAAGAUAAGGGUCAAAAGUUGUGAAAUUUUAUUUUUUGAACAAAAAAUCGUAUAUUUCACAUAUCAUAUCAUAUUUGUUAUUAUUUAUGUUUAAAAACAAAUAUAUAUUUUUCAAAAAUAAAAACAAAUAUUAUAAAACAUUUUAAAGAAAAAAGUUUUUCGUAAGAUUUUCUUUUUUCCUUUUUUUGGGGCUGCGAAGGCAGAUGUUAACAACUCUUUUAUGUACUUUUGAGUGAUUCAUCAACCCGACAAAAAACGAUUGGGAAAAAAGGAAAAAAAAAGAAGAAACCGCAUAACAUUAGGGGCUGGUGAAAUGAAAUGAAGGACGAUUUUUAUGUGAACAUUUUUGUGUUGUUAGGAAAAAAAAAGUUGGUGUUUUUGGAAAAUAACUACACUACAAAGCUGGAAAACAUGUCAAUUGCAGGCUCGAAAAAACAAAUUUUUCAGAGACCUUCGAAUUCACUGCGCAACUUUACAAUUUGUCCGUCGAGGAAAAUUCGGUUGGCUCGAAAUUUGCGCGAUGUGACAAUACAACAAAAAUCGGCGUUCGAUUACCCGAAAAAGAUGCGACUUGUAAAUUUCGCGUCGCCGAGGUGGUUGGCGAAAAAUCGUCGCUUUUCAAGGCGCAUGCGAGACAAGUUGGAGAUUUUGUGUUUUUGAGGAUUCGAUAUAAGGGAGAUAAUCCGUUGAAUCGAGAAUUGAAGGUAAUUUGGGGAUAAUUUGAGGGCAAAUUCUUCUGGGCUCAAUUUGUAACAUGAAUUUGGUGAAAUAAAAUGAAAGUGGUGGGAGAAAUUUGAAGAAUUGGUGCAUUUUUUGACCAAUUUUUGAUAAAUUCACUCUUUUGACCAUAUUUUGUUCAAAAUUUGGUCAGAAUGGCGAAAAUUGACUAAAUUUUGGUCAAUUUUUGAUCAAUUCACUGUUUUGGUCAAAUUUUAAUCAAAAUCUGGCCAAAAAACGAAUUGAUGCAUUUUUGGUCAAACUCCCAACACCAUGACGUGGCAAAAUUUGAAAAUUAUAAAGCUUUGCCACGUCAUAAUUGAGUUAUGAUGAUUCAUUUUCAGAGUUGAGCUAACUUCUCACCCCCCCCCCUCCCUCCCAAAUCCACCGCAACCUCCCCGAAAAUUUCCAGGAGUUCUACGAUAUGGUUGUCAAAGCCACGUGUAAACGAAGAGAUUCAUCAAACCUCGAAACAACCACCCGAGUUCAUCUAAGAGUUAUUGAUCGAAAUGACGCGAGUCCCGUUUUUCUGGGAGAUGAAGAAGGAUAUGAAGCGACUAUUGAUGAUACAGUAGGAAUUUUUUUUUCUUUUUUUUUUAAUUUUUCAAAAAGUUUUUUUUUCAGAUCGAACCAUUCUCAAAAGUGUUGCAAGUUGAAGCAUCCGAUGCGGAUAUUGGCAUAAAUUCGGCGAUUUAUUUUUCGAUGCUCAAUAGAUCGCAUGAUUUUUUCGUUGAACCGGUGACUGGUUGGAUUCGAACUUUGAGACAUGUUAAAGCUGGAAUUUAUGAGCUGAAGGUUAAAUCGGAAGAUCGAGCUUCCAGGUUGUUUUAUCAUGAUGAAAAUGAGGUGCAACCUUCGUGGACAGCUGAUGUCAAGGUGGGAUUUUGAGGGGGGAUUCUAUUUUGCUCUGAAUUUUUUGGUCUAGACCAAUUUUUGAACUGAUUCGGCCUUAAAAUUUCCGACUAAAAAUUCAAUAAUUCCAUAAAAAUACGUGACGUGACCCAAUUCCAUCAAAAAAAAAAUCCCACGUUUUUUUCUCACUUCACAGCUCAUUUUUGCAGAUCAAUGUCGUUGAAACCGCCCGGCAAACUCUGAAAAUCGCGGUUGAAAAACGAAAAAUCAAAUAUUCUUCACAACGUCAACUUGCCGCAAUCAUCAAAUUACAAAAUAUCCCCGACGCUCAAAAAGCGCACGUGAAAGUCGGAAUUGAGGAGCGGAAAAAUGUUUGGUUCGAAAUUGUUCAGGAAAAUGAGGAAUGGAAGCUGUUUUCUGUACGUUUCAUCUUAUAUCUCCUCAGGCAAAUCGUCCCACCGGCGCAACACCAAAUAGAAAAAAACACCGGUGUUCCACUUAACUAACACUGACUGAACACCGUUCUAACACCAGCGCAACACCACUUCCCACCGGAGUAACACCGCUUAAUUAUUUUUUCCAACAUUUUUUACCUCACCAGUGGUACACUUAAUUAGCACCGGUUUCCCACCUUAUCAACACCGGUUGUACACCUUUCAUCUGGUGUUCCACCGGUGUUGGUAAAAUGGAAGACGAGCAUUGAAAACGGCCUAUCAAAAACAUAGCGGAGAGCGCGCCUCGCGAAACGUCGGUGAACUCACUACAUGACCUUCCACGAAAUCCGCGAAUUUCAACUUCAAAAUGCUUCUAUUAUUGAGGUUUUCUCUUGUCAGGAGAAUUUUUGCCUCUUCACUAAAGAGAUAGUCAGAAAGUUCGCUCUGGCGAACUAAUUUUGCUCAAAGGAAUUCAAAUAUUCCAUUCUGAACAGAAAAAAUAAAACGAAUAAUUUUCUCUCAAAAACUUUUCCAAACCCACCGGUGCAACACCUAAAUCCCACCGGUUGAACACCUGAACGCCACCGGUGCAACACCAAAACUCCACCGGUGUUCCCCUUUUCCCACCGGUGGAACACCGAAGCUCCACCGGUUUCCCACCGGUGGGCCCACCGGUGGAAGAACGGUGUUGAGUGAGUGGAGAUUUGGUGUUGCGCCGGUGGGACGAUUUGCCUGAGUCCUUCAAAUUCUAUAUUUAUGUUUUGUUUUUGCAGAUUAAUGAAAUUCCGAAAAAUGCAAAUGUCACAAUUGUUGCUGGAAUUGAUUAUUUGAAAGAGGGAAUUGGAGGAAAACAAAUUGGAAAUGUUAGUGCAACUAUUCAUAUUGAGCAUUUAAUUGAGCACUCCAUUGAAUUCGCUGACAAAAAUUUGAAAUUUGAAAUUGAGGAAUUGGCGCCACUUGGAAGAUUUAUCGCAAAAAUCAAUCCAAUUUUAGAAAAUCCAGAUGACACUGAUCUUGUUAGAUUCUCAUUGAAAUCACUGAAUGCCAGCCAGAAACUUCCGAUUAAAAUUGGCGAGAAAAGUGGGAUUAUUCGAAGUGAUUCGAGGAUCUUUGCCGAAAGAUCUUAUGAAUUUGAGAUUAUCGCGAAAAUUCAGGGAAUAAAUGGGAAGGAAGCUGUGAUUUCAGCGAGUUUGGAAAUUUUGGACUCGAAUAAUCAUGCUCCACAAUGGGCUGUGAAAUGGCAACGACAAACACCGAUUGCUAUAUCAGAAAAAUCGAAACCGGGCGAUGUUUUAUUGAAAGUUGAUGCGCAGGAUCGAGAUGAUGGGGAAAAUGGGAAAAUAAUCUAUAAAAUCGCUAGCGAAACCGAGAUUCCGAUGAGAAUUGAUGCAGAAUCUGGCGAAAUUAUAUUGAUGGGCGCUUUGCCACGUGGCACGAAUCAAUGGAAUUUGGCAGUUUGGGCGGUCGAUUGGGGAAGUCCGAUGUCGAGAGCAUCGGCGUUGAAUUUGGUGUUUUAUAGGAAUGGAACGAAGGUGGGGUUUUUUUGGGAGGGAAUUUGAAAUUUGAAAAAAAUGUAUUAUUUUUGCCUAAAAAUUUAGCUAGGAAAGUUUAGAUCCUUGAAAAAAUAUAUUCAAAAUUUUGGAAAAAAUCUAAAAAUCUGAAAUUGAGCAUUGCUCAUGUUAGUUGAAUAAAUUCAAUUAUUUGCCACGUGGCUCACUACUAUGAUCAAUGUUCGGAGAAGCUCUUUUUCCAACACAAUUUUGAAAUCUAAAUUUUUUUGGAAAAAAAUGCUACGUGGAUUUUUUGGCGCCAAAAUUUGAAAAUUUCUAGAAAAAAUGUCAUUUUUAUUGAAUUUUGUACAAAUUUUAUGAAAUUUCCGUUUUUUUUUUGAUAUUUCAAUAAAAUUGAAGAUUUUUCAUACGAAGCUACUUAAUUUUUGGUCGAAAAAUGUCUGGGCUCUCUUGAUUUUGUGUGCACUCUCUCUACGAAUUUACAUUAGAGAAAUAAUUUUUGAGCUGCAAAAAAACUAAAAUUUUUGAAUUAAUAUUGAAAAAUCUAUAUUUUUGCAUGAAAUUCUCCAAUUUUCAAUGAUUUCUGAGUCAAAAUCAAUUUUUUCCAGCAACCCGCCAAACCGAAACCCGCUGUGAUUCAAGAAGGCGACAACAAAAAUGCGCCGAUUUUCGAAUCAUUUCCCGAAAUUUUGGAAGUUUCCGAAGAUGCGCCAAUUGGAACUGUAAGUGUUUUUUUUUCUUUUUUUCCCAGUGCACUUUAGAACAUUCGCAUCUUUUGUAUUUUUCCGCCCUUAUUUGAGAUGAUAUCAAAUUACGGUAUUUGUAUAGGUGGAUCGGAGUAAAUUUACUGUUUUACCUUUUUAUUGUGAUGGUAUUUGGGAAGGGGAGAAAAAAAUAUGUGGUCAGCAUGGGGAAUCGAACCUGAGACCGUUUACUUGGAAAAGUUUGGAUUCUGAUGAAUUUUUGAAUAGAAAAUGUUGAUUGUGAGUCCCAAAAAUUUUACGUUUCAAAUUUUUUAUACCAAGUAUAUAUCAGUUUUAAAACUGAUAAUGUUGUUUUGGUGUUUUGAAAUUUCAAAAAAAAAUCUUUUUAUGGCUGAAAAUUUUCCGAAAAUAUAUGUAAAUUUUAAAAUUCUGGGAGAAUUUUGAUAGAACCUGAAAAGUUUUCAAAAUUCUGAAGAAUUCUUGAAAUGGGUCAAUUUUAACCAAGGAUUCAUAAAUCCUGAAACUCUAGCCCGACCAAAGCCCGAUGUCAAAAAUUGUCAUAAAUAUAAGGUCCCUGUUUUUGCCACGUCAUCAGCAUCAGCAGGAAAAGUGCACUUUUGAACAGAUGUUUUUGAUUAUUUACACCGAAGUCUUUAAUUAUCCCAUUAUUAUAUUUUGCCUCCUUGGCUCUUUUCUCUUAUUCCUUUCGCUUCUAAUUAUUAAAUAGAUUGAUCAAUUAUUUAUGGGCUUCUACUCAUAACAAAGAAGCCCUCUUCUCAACCCCCCGAUAAUAUGAAGAAUGAAGAAUGACACCCGAAAUUGAAUUAGGCAAUAUUUUAUUAUUAAGAAGAGGGAAAAUGAACGAAAGUUGUCUAGAAACCCUGUUUUUCUAUCCAAAAAAUUGUCUAAUUAUUGCCAUUUAACUCAUUAAAUCCUUAUCCUCUCUUGAACAAAACAAUAUGUAUUUAUGGAAAAAAACAAUAAAUGAAUAUCAAGAGGGUGCGUGAAUGUUUUUUGGGCAAGGAAUUUGACAGAUGGGAGAAGGGCCAUACAGGAAAUUGUAAUAAUUAGUGACCUCUUUACCCCUCUCUCUCUCUGUUUUUUUGCUGUACUAGGGACCUUUUUACCCAAAAAAAUGUGUAUAUUUUUGCGCCAGGGGGAUUACCUCGCUUUUCUGAGACGAUGCAUUUUUUUUUGUCGUCUCUUUGUCGGUGAAAUGAAAUUGAGCGUGAGGGAGGUCAAGAUGGGAAUAAUUUCAUUGGUUGGGGAUUAUUAUGAAUAUUGAAUUUGGAGGGGGGAUAUGUUUGAAGGGAGCCGGGAAAUGGAAGGGGAGGGGGUAAGAAUUUUGGGUUGGAAUUGAUUUUUGGGCCAAAAAUCAGAUAAAGGCCCCAGAAUUUGAAUUUUCGACCGAAAAAUGAGAUAAAGAGAAUUUGGACCCGAAAUAUGGACCGAAAAAUCUGAUUUUCGGUCCAGAAAAUACCUAUGAGAUUUCAGGAUUCUCUUCAAACCCUAAUGAUUUUUUAUAGCUAUCAAUCUAGGGACCUUCAAAAUCUGUAUUCUGGAAAUUCGAAAUUCUACAAAAUUUCUAUAAAAAUUCUCUAGGUGACCACCAGAUUUGUGACUGGUGUGAUAUCCAGUAAUUCUGAAGGUCAAACCAUCUUUUGGUUUUAGAUAACAUCAAAUAUUGUACACCUUGACAUAUGUUUGAUUUUGGUCCCAGGGGUCUAGAAAAUUAUAGGCAGGGGGUUUUCGUGGAUCAGAUUAUUUGAAAAAUUUUUCGAUGUUGGUGAAUCGACCCUCCUGAACAUGACCCUAUUCUCGGUUUUCAAUAAAAUCAUCUCUAACAUGAGUUAUGGGCUCUCAAAAACGUGAAUUUCAGAAAAUUCUCACAAGCUCUUGGCUCAUUUUAGGACCUCCAAAACCAUCGAAUUUUUUCCAGAUAAUUGCCAAACUUCGCGCCACUGAUGAAGAUACUGGUUAUAAUGGUUUUGUUCGAUAUGUCAUCCAUGAUGAUUCAAAAAUCGCCGAUCAAAUUCUAUCGAUCAACGAAACAUCGGGACAUGUAUGGAUUGCAUCGAAUUUAACGAAACUCUUGAAAGAAUCUCAAAAAUCUGCUGAUUUUUUGUUAAAAGUCACCUCUGAAGAUGCUGGAAAUCCCAGAAAAUUUGCUGAAAAAAUGUUGAAGUUGAGAAUUUUGGAUGUGAAUAAUCAUGCACCGCAAUUUGAUCAGGUUUGUUUAUUUAAUUAUGUUUGAGUGAAAAGGGAAUACAUGCAUUAGCUAAUUUGAGAGUAGCGGAUUAAUAAAGGCACACACACAUUUUGAUAAUCCCUUCCUUUUCCUGGGGACAGAAGACAGACAUCUGUGAAAUUUGAUAGCGGGUUAUUAAAAAUUGUACGAAUGGUUUAAAUAACCAACCUAGGAAUUAAUUUUUGUUGAGAAAAUUAAAAAAAAACAGAAUUUUUGGACCUAAACAAAAUUCUGAAUUUUUUACGUUUCAAAAUUUAUUUGAAAAAGAACUGAAAUUUUGAUUUUUUAUUUGGUAAGAUUCGAGAAAUGUAGAAAAUUCUAAAAUUUGGUCCAACAUCAAAUUUGGCUCCAAAAUGGCUCCAGGCUUAUUUAUCCUGAAAAUGCAGAUUUUUUGAGUCCGAAACUCUUCAUGAAAAUCAGAUACAUUUUCAAAAUUCUCCAGUUUCUUUCCUCAAAAAUGUGUGUUGUUAAUUAAGAAUGUUAUGAAAUGAAAUUGAAGAAGUUUUUGGGGAGCGCGAUAUUCGAGAUUUUGAGUAUUUUUGUUUAUGCGCGAAAAUAAGGGGGGCGAGACAUGUUAUUUAAUACUGUGCAACAUGUUCCAUUUUCAAGUGUUUCUUCUUCUCUUUGAAUGUUUUGAGAAUUUGAAAGGGGGUGAAAAUAUGGAAAUUUUGAGGAGUUUGGUGAAUUUUGGUUGAAAAUUGGGGGAAAAUUGGUCUAAAGUGAUAUUAUCAGUUUUUUUCUAUUUCUGAGCCCCAAAAUUUGAUCGAAAAAUUUCCAGAAGGUUUUCAAUUUCUAAAUUAAUGUAGAUUUUCAGCCUAGAAAAUUUCAGAACUAUUAAAUUUCAAAUUUUAUUCUUAUUUUAAUCUAGAACUCCCGAGUUUCAGAUUCAAAAAAUACUCGAUUUUUUUCCUAAAAUCCAAAUUUUCUAACUAAUGAAGAAUGGGGGAUUUAAUCAUUCCUAAAACGGGAAAUUGAAAUUGAAAGUUUGUAUUUUUGGUCCUCAAUUCUAAUUAGAUGAGUACAUAGAGUUGUAUUUUUAGUUUUUGGGCCCAUCUUCUUCUUUCUUUUCUUUCUUCCCCCAAAAAAUUUCCUAUUCAUCUUUUAUGGUCAAAAAAGAAAGAGUAUAUAUUUUAUGUAUAGAAAAUAGUAGUGGACACUACAAACUUCUUUCUUUUUUUGUUGGGAGAAGGAAAUGAGCAUGAAUGAAAAGAAACAAAAAAGGAUGAAUAGGGUGGAAAUUGGGGGGAAACAAGAAGAAGGUAUCAGACACAUUUUUGGGGGGUUUUGGGAGGAGGAAUUUUGGCUGAAAAAAUUAUUUAAAAAAUGUUAAACUUUGGGGAAUUUAAAGCUGAAAGUUUAGCAUUUUUCACUAUAAAAAAUCACUGAUUUUGAGCUGAAAAUUUGUGUAUUUUCAGCCGGAAAAGGGAAAUUAUGAGCUCAAUAUCUGGGAAACCAGAUUUUUAUUGAAAAUCUGGAAUUUUGGGACUCGAAAUUUAUGCGUUUUGAGCUGAAAGAUAGUUAAAUUUUUGUUGAAAAUCUGGAAUUUGAUGUUGAAUUUCUAGUCGUUUUUAAGCUGAAAUUUUCGAAUUUUUAGGCUUAAAAUCAGAAAAAUUUCUUGCCAACCUGUUUUUUUUUUCAAAUUUUCAGCCCAAAAUUCCUAAUUUUUUGCACAAAAACCUCUUUAAAUCCGAAGAAAAUUUGAACUUUCCUACUAAGUUUUUUUUCAAAAAAAUCUACUGUUUCAAAAAAAUUCAUAUAGUUUUGACAAUGGUUUUCUAAAAUAAUAAAAAAAUUUGAUUUAUUUUCAAAAAAUCAACUCAAAAAUUGAAUUUUUUGCAGCCAUGGUAUACAGUUCGAGUCAGCGAAGAUGCUCAAAUUGGAAAAGAAAUCAUCAAAAUAACAGCCACCGAUUUCGAUGGAGCUGAAAAUGCAAAAAUUAAAUAUUCUGUUGUCUCAUCAUUCAAAGAUUCAGACAAUAUUGUGAAAAUCGAUAAAAUAUCUGGAAUUGUAAGCCUCGCCAAACAAUUAGAUCGAGAAACUCAAGAUGUUGUAUCGAUUACUCUAAUGGCUUCUGAUUAUGGUAUUCCAAUUCUAUCAAGUUUUGUAAAUCUAACAAUUUAUGUGGAUGAUGUAAAUGAUAAUCCGCCGAUUUGUUUGGAACGAGUUACGAAAACUCGAAUUCCGGAAGAUUAUCCGCAUGGAGCAUUUGUGACUUGUUUGGCUGCAAAUGAUCGAGAUUUAGGGCAAAAUGCGAGAAUUCGAUAUACAAUUGAAGAAACUGAAAAAAAUCCAUUUCGAAUUGAUCAUCAUACUGGAUGUGUUUUUAUACAUUCUCCUGAUAUUCCUCUUGAUUUUCAUCGCCAAAGUUUUUAUAAUCUGAGCAUUGAUGUUGGUGAUAAUGGAGAACAAAUGCUAUCAACACGAUGUGAAUUACAUAUUGAAUUGAUUGAUAUUGCGCAGAAUCAUUUGGCAAUUGAAUUUGAUGAUGUGGCGAAAGAAGCAUCGGUUUAUGGUGAGUUGAAAUUUGCGAUAAACAAUUCCCCUGAAUAUUACCGGAAAAAUUACGUUUCAAGAUUUUCCUAAAUUUUAUUUUUUUAUCGAGAUUUAUCGAGAUUUCACAAUUAUGUAGUUAUUCAAUGAUGUUUCACCGAACUCAAUUUUUUUUGAAAAAAAAUAAUCACAAAAAUCCACGUGUGUAAAUGUGACGCAAAAAAGUUGGUACUUUUUGAAUCGGACCAUAGGAAUCGGGCCAGGUCCGAUUUUUUGAGAGAAAUUCUGAAGUGGACAAUUUUUUCCAAAUUUCAUGAUUUUGGCUAGAAAAAAUUGAGUUUUUCGAAAAAGGACCCGAUUCAGAAUUUUUCUCAAAAAAUACGACCUGGCCCGAUUCAAAAACUGCCGAAAAAUUGUAGUAAAUUUUACUGGAAAAAUUACGUUUCAAAUAUUUCUUAUUGUUAAAUUUUAUUUUUAUCGAGAAUUCGCGAUGGAUAAACUCUUGAAAACUUCUAUAAAAAUCAUCAAAACUCCUAAUCUCCCCCCAUUUUUUCCAGAAAACUCUGCGCCUGGAACCGAAGUGAUUAUGAUUGAAGCCAAAGAAAUUGCGGAUGAAAAACGAAAAGCUGAAAAUAUCCGAUAUUCGAUUAUUGGAGGAGAUGGAAGACCGUAUUUUAGCAUCGAUGAUAAAGGUAUGUUUUAGAUUUCCCACGGAUAAAUGUUUCCCUUGGGAAUUGUUUUUUUUUUUUUUUGAUUGAUGAAGUGGGAAAAUUUGAAAAUUUGAAAAAUGAGAGAAAUAUGCAAAUCAGGUGGGGAAAUUCCGCAGAAAACGGGAUUUUUGGUUUGAAAUUGGGUCUUAGAAAUCAGUUUGCGAGUAAUUUCGAGCCGGAAAAUUUAAUGUAGAAAAUCUUGGAACUCUGGAAUUUUUUUUAUUAUUUGUUCAAGAUGAACUUUUGAUAGGAAAAUAAUCUGAAAAUUACGAAAUUUUGACUGUAGAAUUUUGAAUUUCAGGUCAAAUUUAGAGAAAAAACUUGACAUUUUCUUUUAAGCUGGAUUUUCUGGAGAAUUUUGAGCCCAAACUCGAGCAUAUUUGGGCUCAAAAUGAUUGGAAAAACCUGGGUCUUUGAGCUUUCGAUUCAAACCUGAUAUAAACCAAAUAUUUUUCAGGAAUUGUUCGAACUGCGAUUUCACUCGAUCGAGAAUUCAAAUCAGCACAUUGGCUAACUGUCGAAGCACGAGAUGCAGCAAUUGACAGCGGAAAAAUGCGAGGAAGUGGAAGCGAACGACGAAGAGCUAUUGUACAUGUGUUUGUGAGAGUUUUGGAUCGAAAUGAUCAUCGACCACAACCAAGGCAACCGGUUUAUUUUGCAAAUGUUAAGGAGAAUUCGGAAGCGGUGAGUCUUAAACGAAAUUCCAUCAUUAUCUCCAAGUUUUUGCAGAAUGUUGUGAUUGUGAAAGUCGAAGCUUCUGAUCUUGAUGAUAUUGGAAAUGAUGCAGCGCCUCCACUUCAAUAUCGAAUCGAAAGAGGAGAUCCACAAUCAUUCUUCCGAAUUGAUCUAACUUCUGGAUAUCUAACAACUUCAGGAUCGCGAAAACUUGAUCGCGAAAAACAAGCCGAACACGAAUUAUGGGUGUCGAUUUGUGACGGAGGCGAACCGCAAUUAUGCUCGCAAGUUGCGGUAAUUGUUCGAAUUGAAGAUGAAAAUGACAAUGCGCCACAAUUCACUCAACCAAUUCAUCAUUAUAAUGUGAGAGCCAAGUUUAGCGGAGAAUUGUGUCGGAUUUUUGCGGUCGAUUUGGAUGAGGGAAUCAAUGCGGAGAUAUUUUAUAAUAUUACCGAAGGGGAUUCGAGAUUUUCGAUUGAUGAGAAUGGAAUUAUCCGGGCGGUUUCGAUGAUUCAUGGAGAUGAGAGUUAUGCAUUGACUGUGCAGGCGACUGAUCGAGGAAGUCCUCCGCAAUUUGCUGCCACUAGAGUUGUGCUAACUGCGAUUGGUGGAAGACCAAAGAAAUUGAAUAAUAAGGCACCGCAGAUAUCUGGAAAGAAGGCGGAUUAUAUUAUUCCGAUCUCAGAUGCGGAUCAAGUUGGAUUAACUAUUGGAAAACUUGAGGCAAUUGACGAAGAUGGUGAUGAAUUAUGGUGGAAUAUCACAGGCGGUGAUAAUAUUCAUAAUUUUGAUGUGAAACGAGACAAUGGACAAUUGCUAUUAGCGAAAAAAGUGGAUAAUUUGAAACGAGGAGAAUUACGGUUGAAUAUUAGUUGUACAGAUGGAUUUGAAACUGAUCAUACAUCGGUGAUUAUUCAAGUUGCUAGAUCGCCUUUGCAUCGCCCCAAAUUCAGUGCAUCGCAUUAUCAGACAGAUAUCUCGGAGAAAACUGCAGUUGGAACACAGAUUUAUACAUUGAAAGCGAGUGGAGAAGAUAUGGGACCGGGAACAAAACCGUUGGUUUAUAGUAUUUUUAGUAUUGAGGAUGUGGUAAUGGAGGAGAAGAUUCGAGUUGAACCCAGGUAUGUUUUUGGGAAGAUUUAGAGCUCUCAAAAUGGGAGCGUUUGAAAAAUUGGGGAAUUUUUGACACCUCACAUCAAUUAUCUUUGUGAAUUUGAAUUUUGGAGCAAUUACAGGCUCUCAAAAUUUUUAUUUUUAAAUUUCGCUGAAAAUUUGGGGAUUCUUUGACACCCUACUUCAAUCAUUUUGAAUUUUUACCAUUUUUUCGAUAGUUAGGCUAAAUAUUUAAUUUCAGGUCAUAUCUUGAGUUAGGCUAAGUCAGGUGAAAUUCAGAAAUACUCCCCCCCCCCUUCCAAUUAUUUAAAGCCCCAAUUCGUUUUUUCAAUAACAUUUCCUUUUUAAAAAAAUUAUUUUGAGAACUUUUGGUUGGAUGUUAAAUUUCAGGUCACUUCUUGAGUUAGGCUAAGUCGCGUGAAUUUUUCCUAAUCAAAAUAUUUAAACCCUCAAUUCGGGUUAUUUUCAGCAGUGGAAACGUAAUCGUAAUGGAACCGCUGGACUUUGAAACAUCUCGUCAAAUUCGAGCAAUUGUUCAAGUUCGCCAAGCGAAUUUCAAAAAUUUCGCCACUUUGAUUGUAAAUGUCAUCGAUGAAAAUGAUAAUGCACCAAAAUUCAGUCAAUCUAAUCAAGUUGCAUUUGUUGAUGAGAGGUUAGUUUGAUUAAUUAAUUAAUUGGGUGGCCCGGAAACUUGGGGAAAAUCCUCUAAAAUAGUCAAAAAAAUAAUUCCAGUGAUCCUGUUGGAAGUCUUGUCGCAAAAGUCACGGCAUUUGAUGCUGAUAAUGGUGAAAAUGGAAUGCUGACAUACACAAUUAUCAGUGGAAAUGAACAGAAGUUAUUCGAACUUGAUAAAUUGUCUGGAGAAGUUCGCCUCUCUAAACCAAUAGAUCGAGAUGAACAUGUUGAAUCGAUUCUACGAAUUCGAGCAAGUGAUUCGGCAAAAUAUUCACUGAGCGAUGAAAUGACACUUCAUAUCAAAAAUUCGAAUUCAACGAUUGAUUUGAGAGUUAAAUUCCAUCGGAAAGUGCAUCAAUUCGCAGUUUUUGAUUCAACUCCACCUGGAACACCUUUGAUUGUAUUAGCUGCACAACAUCAUGGAAGUAUACGAUAUCAGAUUGUUGAACCUUGCCCUUAUUUUGAUGUUCAUCCACUUUCUGGAGCUGUUGUUUUAUCGAAAUGGUUGACGAGAGAAAGAAAUGAAGUGAAAAGUGUGAAUUGUAGUGUUCGAGUUAUUGGAAGUGAAGGAGAAAGUGAUGAGGCAAAGAUUAUUCUGAAAAUAAGAAGAACAAAUCAAUAUGCGCCUAGAUUUAGACAACAGGUUUAUAAUGCACAAAUUCGAGAGAAUAGUCCAAUUGGAAGCCCGGUUUUUGCAAUUUCGGAUAAUUCGCCACUUAUUGUUAAUGCGGUGGAUUUGGAUAAUGGACCGAGUGGACUUGUUGCUUAUCGAAUGCCUGAAGAUGAUUAUUUUGUUGUGGAUUUGAUUAGUGGAGCGAUUCGAGUAAGAAAACCGAUUGAUUUUGAAAGGAUUAAAGAGUGGCGGUUUUAUGUUAAUGCACAGUGAGUUGGGGAUUUGGAAGGGAAAAAAUGGAUUUUCAGGUUUUGCCUAAAAUUCUAGAAAUCUAAAAAUUUUAAAAUUGGGACCCAGUCUGAAAUUCUUGAAAUUAGCCUCGAAAUUUAGAAAAAAAUUUGAACAAAAGCCAAAAUUUAAGAUUUUUUGUUUCAAAAUUAUGUUUAAAAUUCUAGAGAUCAGCCCGAAACUAUCAAAAAUUGGGAUCCAGCCUUCUUAUGCCUGAAAUUCAUGAAAUUAGGCUCGAAAUUUAGAAAAAAUUCAAAAGUCCGUAAAAAGUUUUGAACAAAAGCCAAAAUUCAAUAUUUUUCCAAAAUUAUGUCUAAAAUUCUAGAAAUCAGACUAGAAAGCAUCCAAAAAUUAGGCCCAAAAGUUGAAAAUCGGGCUUAAGUCUUGAGGCCCUGAAAAUCCGGAAAUUGAGAUCCAGCAUCCAAAUGGUUUGGCCUAAAAUUCAUGAAAUAAGGCUCGAAAUUUUAAAAAAUUUGAAAAAUAUCCAAAAUUCACCCCCCAAAAAUCGAUUUUUUGCAGCGAUAUGGGAAGUCCAUCUCGAAGUUCACUAAUGCCAGCUCUUGUAAUCGUCACAAUUCUCGAUGAAAAUGAUGAGCCACCCAAAUUCCUCGAAAAAUCAAUAACAUCUUUCCCAAUCUACCUACCAACUGCAAAUAGUAUUCGAAUUUCUCCAAUUCAAAAUGCGAAAGAUAUUGAUACGAUUGGAAGAAUACGGUAUACAAUCAAAGAUGAAAAAGCGAAAAGUGUAUUUGCGAUAAAUUCGACGAAUGGAGAUGUUCGAAUUAUUGAUGCGGAGAAAUUGAAAGAGAAGAUUUAUGUGUUUGAUAUUUUUGCGAGUGAUGGAAUUCGAACUGAUUCGUAUUCUCUGAAUAUUCGGGUGUCGAGACCAGAGAAAUCCUCGAAUUUCCGAUUUAUAUCGCAGAAAUAUAGCACAACGAUUUUGGAAAAUACAACUUAUCCUGUUGGAAAACCACUUUUAUCUGUAACUGCAAUUGGUGGAUCUAGUGUUAGUUAUUCAAUAAUCAAUCCACGAGACGAGUUUGCAAUUCAUUCUGGAACUGGGAUUAUUACAUCAACUGGAAUUGUUGUUGAUCGAGAAAUUGAGGCGGUUAUUCGAUUGGUUGUUCAGGCUAGAAGUAUGGAACAGAUUGCACAGACUACUGUUGAAAUUAUUGUUGAGGAUUUGAAUGACGAGAUUCCGAUGUUUGUUAGCCUUCCUUAUGAUGUUUCAGUUAGUAUGGAUGCAAAAAUUGGGGAUGAGAUUAUUGUUGUGAAAGCGAUUGAUAAGGAUGAAGGUUUGUAUCAAUGAGAUUGAUUUUUCAAUACAUAUUUACCUUUCUAAUUUUCAGGAUUAAAUGGACAAAUCAAAUAUUCAUCUUCAAAUAUUCCUCCACAAUUUUCAAUCAAAGAAAAUGGCAAAAUCCAAGUUUCCCAAAAACUAAAUUCCCUCGAAGAUUAUACUUUUGAUGUGACAGCUGAAGACAAUGGAAACCCCAAACUCAAAUCGACAACUACAGUAACCUUAAGAGUUGUUGAUAAAGCUCAGCCAGUUUUUGGUCAACAAGUUUAUACGGUAACGAUUUCACCGGAAAAUAUUAAGAAGGGAGAUUUGAUUGUGAAAGUGACAGCGAAAAGUAAUAUUAAUUUGGAUGGUGGAAUUAUUGAAUUUGAAAUUGUUGGAGAAAAUGAGAAUGAGAAUGAGUUAUUUGAAAUCGAUUGGCAAAAUGGAGAAAUUCAUUUGAAAAGAGAUCCAAGAAAACUUGAAAAAGAUCAAUAUAUUGUGGAAAUUGAGGCGAUUGAAGCGACAAAACCGAAAUUAAGAAGUCGAGCGAAAGUUGUGAUAAAUUUGAAAUCGAAUAAAAUUGAGGCGCCGGUUUUUGAGAAGAAGAACUAUUUGAGUCAUAUUGCGGAAUCGAGUGCGAUUGGAGAAAAAGUAUUGGAAAUUAGGGCGGAACGAGCGGAUAGUUAUGCGAUUAAAGGAGAGGAUUCGAGCGGUUAGUUGGAAUUUUUUUUGUUAGCGAAAAAUUAAGGGAGAAUUUAAAAUUAGACCUAAAGGGCUUUAAAUACACCAAAAACCUUUGAAAAAUAGGUUUCAGGAAAAUUUUUAAGUCGUUUUGAAGAAUUUCAAAAAAUUUAUUUUUAGGGAAAUUUAAUUUAUUGACGAAAAUCUGGAAAAAAAAAACCGCAAAGAUUCUAUUUUAUGAAUUAAUUUUAGCUAACUUGGAUCUAAAAGGCCUUGAAGUUAGACCUAAAAGCUUAAAGCCCUAAAUUUUUUACAAAAAAAAAUCUAAUCGAUAAAUCAUUCCAGCUUUCUCAAUCGAUUCGGAUACUGGUGAAAUUCGUCUGGCAAAAUUGUUGGAUUUCGAAACGAAACAAAUGUAUAAAUUUAUUGCCACUGCAAGCGAUAAACGACAAAUUCAAACAGAUGUUGAUAUCAAUUUCAUAAUUGAUGAUGUAAAUGAUGAAACUCCCAAAUUCAUGAGCUCAUUCUCUUCUGCACAAAUCGAUGAUUCUGCUAUUCCCGGACAAUUUGUGACGAUUCUAAGUGUAACUGAUCUUGACACAGUUUCAUCGCUUUCCGAUAAUCUGAAAUUGCUCUAUAAAAUUGUUGAUGGAGAUGAGACGCUUUUUGAUAUCGAUUCGAAAUCGGGAAAAGUUACACUUGCCAGAUUAAUUGAAGAGGAUGAUGUGAUAGAGAAGAAGAAUCUGAAUGUAUCGGUGACUGAUGGAAUAUUCACAUCUUAUGCACAAUUAUUGGUUGAUGUCAAGAAAAGUGGAACACGACAAUUGCCGCCGAGAUUUGAACAAAGUCAAUAUGUUGCCAGUGCGCUUGAGAACACGUGUGUUUUAUUUUGGGGAUGGGGCGGGAUUUUUUAUUUGACACGAAAUAUUGAAAUAUUUCUAGACCUGGAAGAAAAAAUUGAGAAAAAACCCCUCCUAUUUUUCUGAAAUUUUGGGAGUUUCGGAAUUUCAAACAAAAUUAUGACGUGGCAUAAUUUCAACUUUAAAACUAAUUUUUUUUUGGAAUUCAAAAUUUCUGGAUUUAAAAUUUCUAAAACUACGAAAAACUCAGAGACUGAACAAUUUUCCAAAUUUUUUACCUAAAUUUUGAAAUUUAAUUUUUUAAUUAGGAAAUGUUGAAAUUGAGACCCAAAUUAUCAUUUGAGAGAAAAAUUGAAUAAACAUUCUCGUGAUUUUUCUGAAAAUCCAAACCCAAACAUUUUUGGUUAACAAACGUGGCUGAAUUUUAAUUUUAAAAUAAUUUUUCCAUUUCAGGCCAUUUUGAACAAUCUUGAAAAAUUCAGAGACAAAAAAAAUUUUCCACCCCCUCUCCAAAUCCUCGAUUUCCCUUCAAAAUUUCAUUUUUUUUCAGACCUGUCAAUAAAUCGGUCCUAAUCCGAGUAAAUGCGCGAGAUGGAAUAACUCCAAUUCAUUAUUCACUUGGACCCGCUUCUUCAUCUGGAGGAUCGAAAGGUGCAUGGCCUGUUAGAAUUGAUAAAAUCACGGGAAGAAUUCAUGUGUCGCGAGUUCUCAAUUAUCAUAAUGAUAAGAUUUAUCAGUGAGUUGUUUUUGGAAAUUUAUUUCAAUUUUCAAAUGUUGAAAUACAACAAGUAAUCCCUCAAAAAUGAAAAAAAAUAAAUCAAAAUAUUGCAGAAUUCCUCUUGUUGCUGAAGAUGCAGUUGGUCGUCGAGCAUUUGCGACUCUAACUCUUUCAGUCAUUGACAUCAAUGAUAAACCGCCUGUAUUUGUGCUAUCUUCGUAUUCUUGUUCAAUGUCUGCAUUAGCAAAAGAAGGAGAUACAGUACUUAUGGUAUCUGCGACUGAUGAUGAUGAAGGAGAUUCAAUUGAAUAUUCAUUGCUCGAUGAUUCUUCGGUUUUCAGUGUACAUCCGAAACAAGGAACUGUGACUGUUGCGAAGAAAUUGGAAGAUAAAGUUGGAAAUUCGUUUUCAUUAAUUGUGAAAGCGACGGAUUCGGCAAAUCCGCCACAUCAUGCGACGACUACUGUUGAAAUACAAGUGGCGAAAAAGGAUACACCGGUUCCGAGAUUUUCGAAUAGUCAUUAUUUGUUUAGUGUUUCGGAAGAUGCAUCGAUUGGAAGUGUUAUUGGAAGAGUUCAACAAGUGAAUCAAGAAAUUGAGGAAGUUCGAUUUAGUAUUGCUGAAGCUGCGGAUAGUUUACCGUUUAGUGUUGAAAGAGGAAGUGGAAAGAUUGUGGUGAAAAGUGAAUUGGAUCGAGAAAGAAAAUCGGAAUGGAGAAUGGCGAUUAAAGUUGAAGCUGCUGGACAUGUUCAUUCGAUUACAACUGUUACUAUUGAUGUGGCUGAUGUUAAUGAUAAUGCACCAGCUUUUCAAGGAGAUUAUGAGAGAUUAACGAUUUCGGAAGAUUCGCCAAUUGGAACGAGUGUUGCUAUAUUUUCUGCAACUGAUCGAGAUGAUUCACCAUCGAAAAGUGGAACUAUCAAAUUCUCACUUGUUGAAGAAAUCUCACAAUUUGUUAUGAAUCCGGAAAGUGGAUGGUUAACUGUUUCGAGUUCUUUGGAUCGCGAGAAAAUUGAAAAAUAUGAUUUGAUUGCGAGGGCGACGGAUGAAGGUGGAUUGAAUACUGAUUUGAAGUUUAGUGUGAUUGUUAAUGAUGUAAAUGAUUCUCCACCGCAGUUUUCGAAAUCUAAGUAUGAAGUUUGGAUAGACAGUAAUCCUCAAGACAAUUUCCUUACAAAUAUUGAGAUUAUUGAUCUUGAUCUUCCGCCAUUCAACAUUUCCAAAGUUUUUAUUUCAUCUGGAAAUGAGGAAGGAAUAUUUUCGAUUGAUGAAAAUAAUAAUAUUACGAUCAAACGAGCUGAACUCAUUGGAUUGUCUCAAAAAUCGGAAUAUAUUCUGGAAUUAACUGCAUUUGAUGGGGUAUUUGCGAGAACUUGUGAAGUUGUUGUGAGGAUUCGGAAAGAUGCGGAAGUUCAUUGUGAAAAUCAGGAUGGAGUUUCGAAAUUACAAAUAAAAGAGAAUUCGAAGAAAGGAACUGUGGUUAUUGGAGAAUCUAUGAAUUCGAAGAAGGAUUAUGUAUUUUCGAUCAAAGAGGAGAAUCCUAUCCCAUUUGUGAUCAAUUUUAGAAAUGGAAUUGUGAAAGUGAAGGAGAAUGUUGAUUUUGAGAAAGAGCAGAUGUUUGAAAUUACGAGGGUUAUGAUGAAUAAAAAGAAGGAGAUUAUUUGUGAAGAGAAGUUUAUGAUUGAUGUUAUUGAUGAGAAUGAUAAUCCACCGAAGAUCAUAUCACCGAAAGUUCAGAAUUUGACGAUUAAAGAGAAUUUGGCAGCGAGUUUAGAGGAUCGUAUUUUAUUGACUAGAAUUAUUGUACAAGAUUUGGACUCGAGCUCAAGUUUAGAAUAUCGAUUGAAGAAUUCAUUUGAUGAGCGAUUUUUGAUUGAGCCGAAAAGUGGAGUAUUGAUGGUUGUGAAAAUGUUGGAUCGAGAGGAAAUUGGGGAAUAUCGAUUGGAUAUUGUUGUGUCGGAUGGGAAAUUUGAGGAUUCUGGUGAGAUUUUAGAAGGGAGAUUCUGAAAAAAAACAUUUUUUUUCUGAAUUUUCGAUUUCAAAAAACUUACAAUUUACGUGGAAUUCGGAAAUUUCCAAUUAGAAUCUUGAAAAAAAUUGAAAAAAAACUCAGAAAUUUGAAUUUAAAAUUUUCGCUGUAACAAAGUGCCAUGUGGAUUUUUGGGGCCAAAAACUAAAUUUUAAAAAUUCAAAUUUUCGCGUCAAAAAAUAGGGUUUGAUUCUUGAUUGAUUUUAAAUGUUCAAAAUUUUGGACCAAGAAAAUUCCACGUGGAUUUUUAGCACCAAAUUUUUCAAAUUUUAUUUCAAAAAUUCAAAUUUUAAAUUUUCCCACCGACAUAAUGCCACGUGUUUUUAUUUAAAAAAAAAUUCAGAAUUCUGAAAAUCAAAAAAUUCAAAUAUCGAAUUUUCCCGCCAACAUUCCACGUGGAUUUUGGGCACCAAAAAACGAAAUUUGAAAACAAAACCCAAAAAUUAAAAUUUCAAUUUUUCCCGCCAAAAAAAAUUUAUGAAAAAAAACUUCAAAUUUUCGCGUUAAAACGAUUCACGUGGAUUUUUGACCGCCGAAACAUAUUUUGAAAAAAAAACCCAAAAACUCAAAUUUCAAUUUUUCUGCCAACGAAAUUCCACGUGGAUAUUUUAUUUCAAAAAAUUCCCGAAUUCUGAAAAAAAACAUUUUUCCAGCUAUUGUCAAUAUCAUCGUCGCUGAUCAAAAUGAUAAUCCACCUAUUUUUGAGCGAAAAGUUUAUUCGAUGAAGGUAAGCCCACUUCCUAUUCUUAAAACCCUACAAAAUUCCUAUUCCCAAUAUUUUCUGCAGGUCAUGGAAUCUGAAUCGAUUGGCUACGAAUUGGUCAAAGUUCGAGCGGAUGGUGGAGAUUUUGGUGAAAGUGUGACGUAUUCAUUGAAACCAUCGAAAAUGAAUAAAAUGGUGAAACUUGACCCGAAUUCUGGAAUUUUGAAAUUGGCCGAAGGACUUGAUUUUGAGAAAGUGCAGAAAAUUGAGAUUUUCAUUGAAGCGAAAGAUUCUGGAAAUCCACCAUUAACAGCUGAAACAAAGAUUGAAAUUGAAGUGAUGGAUGAAAAUGAUAAUGUACCGAUUUUCAAGAAUUUGACAUAUUUUGCAAAAGUUUUGGAACACUCGAAAAAUGGAACUGAAAUAUUGAAAGUUGAGGCGGAAGAUAAAGAUAGCGAACAUUUUGGAAGAAUUGUUUAUUCGAUUAAAAAUCAGACUGAAAUCCCAUUUGUUAUUUCAAAAGAUGGUGUGAUUUCUGUGAAUGGCAAUUUGGAUUAUGAAGUAGAGGAGAUGAGAAAAUAUCGAUUGAAAAUUGAGGCAAAAGAUGGAGGAGGACUCAAAUCUGAAGUUGAUGUUGAUAUUGAAAUUGAAGAUAUUAAUGAUAAUCCACCAAUUUUCGAAGAUUGUAAUAUGACUGCGGUUAUUCAAGAAAGUGCAAAUAUUAAUAGUAUUGUUUUAUCGAUUAAUGUGAAAGAUUUGGAUGGUCCCAAGAAUUCGGGACCUUUUAAAUUUGAAAUUAAAGGCGAUGGAGCGAAAGUAUUCAAAAUUGAGGGAUCGAAUCUUAUGACGGCUGCAAGAUUACAACAUUCAAAGAAAGAUCGAUAUUUGUUGACUGUUAUUGCGAAAGAUAUCAAAGGAAAAUCGACGGAUUGUCCAUUAACGAUUUGGGUGAAAGAGGAAAGUCGACAUGCUCCGAUUAUGAAACCGCUGAAAAUUCGAGUGAAUACUUUGCAAUCUGAACUUGUUGCUGGAAAUAUUGGAAGACUUCGAGCUAGCGAUCAAGAUGAGGAAGAUCUAUUAAGAUAUAGUAUUGUUGAGGAUAGUAUUCGGGGACCACUUCCGACUAUUGAGACGCCGAGACCUAAUGGAAAGGUCCAUAAUUUCCGAAUUGAUGCGAAUUCUGGAGAUAUUUGGUCAGAUCAUUCGAUUUCUGAUGGUCUUCAUAGUUUUAAUGUGACUGUUACUGAUGGAAAAUUCAAAACAAUUAGUUAUGUUGAGAUUUAUGUUUUAUCAAUUGAUAGUGAUACGAUUGAACAUUCAGUUGCGAUUCGAAUUCGAUCGAUGGAUAUUAAUGAAUUUAUGAAAAGAUUUGAGGCGAAAUUCAGGAAUGUUAUUGGAGCGCAUUUGAAUAUAAAUGCGGAGAAUAUUCAAUUGAUUAGUUUGCAAGAAGUUGAGGGGAAUGGAAGAGCGAAAAGAUCGAGUGAGAAGGAUAUUGAGAUAUUGUUCACUGCGCAAAGAGGACCUGGAAGAGGAUUUUUGAAACCCGAUCAUGUUUAUUCGAGAUUGAAGUUGGAUUUUCAAAAUAUUCAGGAUAAGAGUGAUGGAAUGGUGGGUUUUUUGGAGGGGAACGGGUAUGAUUGCUCAUAUUAACUCAUAAAAUUGAGAAUUGCUCAUUUUAAGCCAUAAAAUUAGACUAGAUGAAAAAUCAGAAAUUUGGAGCAGCUUCAAAAUUAUGAUUGCUCAUAUUAAUCCAUAAAAUUGAGAAUUACUCAUUUUAAUCCAUAAAAAACCGGAAAAUUUUUGGCUCCUAAAAUACGAUUGCUCAUUUUAAGCCAUAAAAUUGAGGAUUGCUCAUUUUAAGCCAUAAAUUUGAGAAUUACUCAUUUUAAGCCAUAAAAUUGAGAAUUGCUCAUUUUAGUCCAUAAGCUUAAGUUAUAUUUUUUAAUAAGAAAUUUGGAGCAGCUUCAAAAUUAUGAUUGCUCAUGUUUAUCUUUAUAUAUUUUUACCCCGUUUUUUUUCCAGAGAUAUCAAUUGAUAACUGAAAUGUGCACACCUGGAGUUUGUCGAAAAGGAGAAUGUCGUGAAAGAAUCGAAUUGCUGGAAGAUAAAUGGACAAGAAGCACUUCGGAAAAUGUUGGAUUUGUAUCGCCUUAUCACACGAGAGAUGCACAAUGCUUGUGUCCAGAUGGGUUGGUUUUUGCGGGGGGAUUUUUAAAGGGAGUGGCGGGAUAUUUUAGACCUAGAAAAAAUGGUCAAAAAACUCUUGUUUUUCAGAUUGGGUGGAAUUCGAUGUGAAAAAGAGAUCAAUCAAUGUUCGAGAUCUCCUUGUGAAUCUUAUCAAUUAUGUAUUCCAUCAACAUCUUCAAAUUCAUUCGAAUGUGUUUGUCCACUUGGAAUGGAAGGAGAUCGAUGUGAGAAACCAUCUUGCACAAAUGAUGGAAAAUGUUUGGAAGAAGCUGAAUUAUCUGUGGGUGGAGAUGGAUAUUUCGAAAUGUCGCUUUCAAAUGAAAUUGAAAGUCGAAUGGAACUCGAAAUCGAACUGAGAACAACAUCAACAAAUGGAGUUGUAAUGUGGAGUGGAGCAAGUCAUGAUUAUCAUAUGCUUGCGAUUUCUGAUGGAUUUAUUGAAUAUAGUUGGGAUGCUGGAAGUGGACAAGGAAUUGUUCGAUCGAAAAUAUUGAUUGGUGAUGGAAAAUGGCAUCGAAUUGGAAUAUCGAGAAGGCAAAGAAGAACUCGAUUAGUUGUUGAUGAUAGUGAUAUUCAAGAAGCUUUUAGUCCCAUUGGAUCGACUGUGAUUAAUUUGCAUAAUUAUGCACAGAAAUUGGUGUUUGGUGCGAAAGUUGAGGAUUUGAAUUUGGAGGGAGAGAAAAAGAUAAGUCACGGUGUUUCUGCUUGUUUCAAAACGAUAUCUGUUGAUGGACGGAAAGUGCCGAAAACUAGACAGGGUCUUCGAUUAUUUGGAGCUGCGCCUGGAUGUUUGGCCUUGACAUCGUCCCCUUGUAGUGAAAUGCCGUGUGGAAAUGGUGGAAGUUGUGUUGUGCAGGGAAAGAGUUUUGAGUGAGUUUUGGGGGGAUCUGAAAUUUCGGAAAAAUGGGGAAUUCCAGAAUUUUUUGGAAUUUUUUUGAAAAUUUCAAGAUUUUUACCGGUUUCCGAGGUUUAAAGGAAGUUUGUGGAUUUUUUGAAAGAAAAAUUCUUGGAAGAAUUUUACCGGAAAAAUCGUUUUUUUAUUUUGAAAUUUUUGGAGCUACAGUAACUUUUUUCAAAUUUUUGUUUAAAAAUUUCAUUAAAUAUCCAAAAUAUGGGAAAAUAAAUCAAAAUUUAGAGAAAAUUGGGAAAAUUGAAAAUUUCAAGCAACUCUGGUUAAUGUUCUUAAAAUCUCGAAAUUUCCAAAAUAAAAAAAUUUGGAUGCAUUUUUACCAGAAAAUUCGCUUUUUCACACAACAUUUCUGGAGCUACAGUAACUUUUUUUCAAAAACUUUCUGUUGAAAAAACGUCGAGAUCCUGAUUAGUUUCAAAUUUUUUAUCAAAAAUUUUGGAAUUUUUUAAAAUUUCUAGCUUCGGACUGAAAAUUACAAGAAAUCUCAAUAUUAAUCUUGAAGGUUUUUUGAUCCGCAAAAUUUAGAUUUACAAAAAUUCUAAUUGAAAAAAAACCAGAAUUCCUUAAUUUUUCAUUAAAAAAUGGGAAAAAUAGGUUUUUUUUGCCCGAAUUCCAAUGAAAAUCUUAAAAUAACAAUUUUUCUCAAGAAUAGCCUCUUGAUUUUUCUCGAGUACCCAUUUUCCUCUUCCAAAUCUCGACCCUUUUUCAAUAUCCCAAUUUUUUGCAGAUGUAUUUGUCCAAUGCGUUAUUCUGGUGAUAAAUGUCAAAUCGAUCUCGAACCGUGUUCCUCGAAUCCUUGUCCAACCGGAAUUCAAUGUAUUCCAUAUCAUAAUGAAUAUUUGUGUAAAUGUCCCAAUGGAUUUACUGGAAAACAUUGUGAAUCGAGAGGUUUUGAUGGUUAGUUUUUAUAAAUUAUAACAAAAAAAAUAAUAAUUUUCCUUCAUUUUUUUCCAGAAUUCGAACCAUCGUGUAGUGGAAACAAAUGUGGAAAUGGUCAAUGUAUUUCGAUUCCACGACAAAAUCCCGAAAGUUCGGAUUUCAUUUGUAAUUGUACUGGAGGAAUUCUUCAAAGUAGCCCGUGUCAAGAAUCGGCGACUGUAACAAUUCUCGAAUUAUUGCUGAAAUUCGAAAUAAUUAUGAUCAUUCUGGGAAUCGCAUUUUUGCUGAUUAUUGCUUGUUGCGUUUUUCUCGUUUGUCGGUGUUGCAAAAAGACCAGGUUUGUGUUUUUUUAACCGAAAAAAUCUGAAAAUUCUCGAAAAAUAUAGUAUUGCUCAUAUUAAUACGUGAAAUUUUCAGGAAUUACUCAUGUAAUUCUGUGGAAGGUCACUGUAACAUGAGCAAUUCUGAAUUUUCCAUUGCUCAUAUUAGGGAAUCUCUAAUUUUUUUGUUUUUUUUUGACAUUGCUCAUGUUAAAAAUUAUCUAACGAAUUUUUAGUUCAAAAAUCAGAUUUAUUGUAAUUUUUAACAUGAGCAAUGCUAUUUUUUUCCAGAAAUUUCAGAUUCUACAAAAAUUUCGAAAAAAAAAACUAUUUUUCAAUUUUUACAUUUGUCUUAAUAUUUUAAGCAAUGCUUUUCGAUUUUUCAGAUUUAUUUAAUUAGCUGAUUAUUAUUUAGGGUUGGAAAUAAUAGUAGGACGAGUUUGUUUGAGGUGAAAUUGAGUUUUCAAAAUGAUUUUGAUUUGUGAUAACUAACUUCUGAUUUCUAAUCCCAACAAUAUCUAAUUUUCUUUAUUUUCAGUGAUCCAAAAUACGGUGCACAUUGUGACGUUCCACACAUGCGAAAUACACGUGUCCUUAUGCCAGUCGUCGAUCCGCCACCUUUGCCGCCACGUGGAUUCCGACAAAAUGACGGAUUCUCCAAUACAACACAAAAUAACACAAAUCGCCCCAUGGUACAAGUUCGGCCAUUCUCGAAUGCAAUUCCACAAGCGCCAUCUUCGAGACAUGAUUCAAGAAGUCCGUCGGUUUGUGGAAGUUCGAAAGGAACUCGAAGAGAUUUGAUGAAACAUCAAAGUUCGGUUGAUUUUGGAAUGUCGAAUCGAGCGAGAAUGUCGGAUAGAAGAGGAGAAAAUCGACAGAUGAAUGAUGCGUUGACUAAUUUGAGGUAAUAUUUUCAUAAGAACGAAAAAUGCCACGUGGAAUGAUUUUUGAACUCGGAGAAAAUCCACGUGGAAUUCAAAAUUCAAAAUUUAAUUUCGAAAAAUUGCCACGUGGCAUCAUUUUUAUUUAAGAAGUUUGCCAACUAAAUUUUUAAAUAAAAAUUAAUUUAUUUUUGUUGCAGAGAUUGUGAGGAUUGGAGAACAAGUUUGGAUGAAAACAUAAAUGCAGCAAUUCGAAGUGGAGUCGAAGGUCGAUUAAUUGUUGGAACAACUGAACUCACUCCUGUUGUAAACGAUGACGAUUAUAUGACAAUGAAACCACGAAAAGAUCAGAAAUUUGAAAAACAAGAAGCAGCUCCACGUGUUCCAGCACAUGCUGCUCCGCCGCCAUCAAUUUUGAAUUCAAAUUCGAUGCCGCCAAUGGAUAAAUCAGUUUUAUAUGAUGAUCCGAUCUCAAUGGAUUCGCAAUCUUGUACAAUUGAUGACAUUGAUAAUGAUUCGGAUAUUGAAGAAGUUCGAAUCCAUAUUUCAUAA
Messenger RNA from Caenorhabditis angaria, 25143 nucleotides. The record is from the annotation of a GenBank genome assembly. NCBI's taxonomy places the organism in Eukaryota, Metazoa, Nematoda, Chromadorea, Rhabditida, Rhabditidae.